AGUUCCACCUUCGGUAUUUUUUCAGUGUGACACAGCGGAAGUACACCAAUAGGGUCUCUCCUGCACGGCUUGGGGGUGAACAAGGAGGGUUUUUUGUUGGUUUCUUUACAAACCGUAACAAAUCAACGAUGUCUGCAGCUGAAUCUCUCAGAGGGUUUGUGACCGAGCGGCUCGCUGCUGCUGCUGAAGACAUUUUGGGAGUUUUUAACAGAACUCUGGUCCAGUACGAGGAAGAGCUGGAGCGUCAGCGCAGACUGCUGGAUCUGGUUUGGAAACCUCACAUUCACUUAAACAGAAUAGGUGAGACAAUGAACUACAUCUGGUAUUAUUGCAAAGAGAAAAAAAGCGCGGUCUAAAGUUCGAUCACAGUGGUUUGCAUAUAGAGACUGAGUGUGAGGACAACAUUGACGAGAAUGAUCUGAAAUAACGACAGUAAAGUCACUAUUUUAUAAUAUUAUCAGUCUUUACGUAGUUUUAAAGGGUUGCAGGUACAGAAAGCAAAUAGCUGUCUGAUCACAGGAGGUUUUCAUGUAUUCAUGAAACCAAAUCAGUUAUUAUUAAAGCUCAUGUCAAGACCUUUGUGUUUGUUCUGGCACUCCCCGAGUACCAAAGCAAGAUUUUCUGACUUUAUCAUCUAUUUUUUAUUAGCAUUUUCAGACAGACAUCUCACCCUGCAGACUGCAGACAGUUAAACAUAUAUCACAUAUUUAUAACAUGUGAAAACUGCUGUUUCUUAAACUCAAGCGAGUUUUAAAAAAGGAUAAGGAACUUGUCAGUUUGAUCUCCUCAGUCCCUUUGUUCCAGAGAGUUGGGGCCCCAACAGAAAAAGCCCGGUCCCCCUUUUGUCCUCAGCCUGGACUGCUGAAAUCCUGUUAAAGGUGGGGUAGGCAGGAAUCUGUUAAAGAAGCAUCCUUUUGUGGUGUAUAUACAAAAAGCUUUUGACAUCAGUCAAUAGCUAUUAGUCAUUGAUGAAAUUUGGUAAUAUAACAAUAUUGCUGUGUUUUGUAACAUCUGUGUAGUCAACAUUUAAUAUUUUUGAGCGCUCUGCUCUUUCUGACUGUAAACAAAGCCGUUCUCCGCCUCCCCCAACCUGAUUGGUUGUGAGGCAGACGCUGCUCCCCCGUGUCGUUCAUGAGCUCAAACAAACUUAGUGUGCUACAAUAUCGGACAGUAGAAACAACCAGAAUGUACAGAAAAUUGUCUGAAUCCUCCUUUAGCCACGACUGUCAACACAAGCAAGAAAACAAAGUAAAUACCGGAGACUCUGGUGGAAUAACGGGCGCUUAAAACAGAGGUAGACCGGACAAGAGCUAAAAGCCGGGUCAACAAUAAUGGGGGACUCUUUGGGAUCUUACGGACCCUGUAACCUUUCUGCUGGACAGGUAAACCGCUUUAACAAAGUAAGCCAAGUGUCUGUAACAGAAGUGUUUCUUGUCAAACGGGACCUGCUGCGUGUUGUAGUGCCGCUAAACUGUUUACCUUGGGUCCUGGACUAUGUCACUUUAUCCUAGUUGUAGAAGUCCUGCAAACAUUGUGUUUGCUGGUAGGCAUCUACAGUAGCACCAAUGCUUUUUACUUUAACGUUGACUGGGCUCCAUUUGUAAUUAUCUGAAGAUUUUAUCUGCAUUAUAUCUGAAUUCAAUUGAAACCAUACGAGCGAGCAGGAGCGUCUGUUUGUGGGCGGGGCUUGUUGGAGCAGAAACUGAGGGGAAAGGAGGAGCUGAGAGGAAAACUGGUUGGGAAGGGUAGUGUUUACAUUCAAGAUUUCUCCCAAAAACUGGCACUUCCUCAGAUCCUGCCUACCCCACCUUUAACGGGUAAAGAUAAGAAUGCAUUUCAUUGGGAAAAGAUAAUGGUGAUAUCAGCCCAUUAAUCAACCCAAUAAACGGGUUAAAUGAUUGAUCUCUACACAGUUGUUUUUUUUUCACACUGCUUAUUGCUUAUUUUGAAACUAUGUCCUGUGUCGCAGGUUUGGACAAAAUCCGUCUUUGUGUUCUUUCAACCACUCCCACCCCAAAUAUAGUGGUUGUGAAAAGUAUUAGAAUACUAGAUGGAUCCAAAAAAGACUAUACAAUGACCUCUUUUGGCCUCUAAAACAUGAUUUCAUUUCCGAAUGUUCAUGAAAUAAGCAGAUGGUUGCUCUGAGCACAACAGAUAUAAGAUAAAGUGAAUCCUACUGUUUUUAUCCAGAUUUAACUUUAAUAUUUGGUAUGUCCAGCUUUUGCAACAAUCACAACAGCACGUCUUUCUGGCAUUGUGUCUGUAUAUUUCCUGAGAACUUCAAAGCUAAUGUUAUCCCAUGCUUUUGGCAGCUAAAGCCAAAGACUGUCCUUUGAAUAUACAAUAGAUCUGUCUAAUUUAUUUUCCAACUCUUUAUAUCCAUCUUCCUUUGUCUAUUUCUUGUGUUAUUUUGCAAAUUUCAGGUGUUUCACUCUAUUUUUCUCUUUCUGUAAUGGUUUCUUUGCUGUUAUUCUGCCAACAAGCCCUUCUUCUCCCAGUUGUCGAUGCGCAAUUCUUACACCAUAAGUCAUUGUAUUGUUGAUGUGAUCACACAGUUCCCCUGAGGUCUUUCUUCAACACACCAGGAAAGUGUCUUAAAGUGACGUACAUCAGAGUUGUUCUUCUUCUGAUGUUAAAGCUUUUCACCAACUAUAGAAACCUCUAGCCUGAUAAAAUCUGUCAUUUAGGACUCAAAAAACAAAUAUGUCUUCUCAAUAAUACACCUUAAGUUUAAAAAUGUUGUGAUUUCAUUGUUUUUGAAAGAUUGGAGCUUGAUGCUUAAAAUUUUACAAACUCUUUAACUCAUAACCUUUGCAGGUUUUCUUUUCUUGGACAUCUUCCUAAUAUCAUGCCCCACUAACUCAGUCCAUGUCUCUGUCCCAUUUCAGCGGUAUACUUACGCUUUUAUCUGUGUUCCUGCAGAGCUCCCAACGCAUUACUGUAAGGAGGAGGAGGUUUUCUCAGACCAGCAGCCCUUAAGCCAGAAUAGGAACUCAAGUCUGGUCCAAGAAGACCCAGAGUCUCCACAACUCAAAGAGGAACAGGAGGAACUGUGCAUUAGUCAGGACAGAGAGCAGCUUGAACCAGAGCAGGAGACUGAAAACUUGACGUUAACUCCAACCUGUCAGGAAAGUGAGAACACUGAACCAAAACUGAGAAACAAUCACCAGCUCUUUUCUCCCAACUUUCAUGCUGCUACAAACCAAGAUCCAAGUCAGAGCAGAAAGAUUCACUGUGAUCCUCACCAAGGUAAAACGUCUGGCAUUUCUACGGGAUGAAAAAAUUCAGCUCAAUGAUCUUCCUUUCAUUCAAUUUAUCAGGGAAUAGAGACAUAGCCUAGCAACAGGUAUGCCUCAACGACAGGAUCAUGGAUAAUUUUUUUUAGUAAUCAUGAUAUCUGCCUCAAUCCUGUAUUUAGCACCCCAUUGAGCUGUUUUAUUCACAUGUUUUUAUUGAUAUCAUACUCCUCUUUUCAUGACAUUUUACGGCAAUGAAAGCGAUGAGGUAAAAAAAGUCCUGGUCGUCUAAAGUGAAGAGAAUAUAUUAUAAAUUAUAUAUACUGGUACUUUCUGGUACAAGUUACCAUCCUGUCUCUCUGGUGUGUUUAUGCUUGUGUUUUGUGUUCCCACAGAGCCCCCAAGUGCUCUCUCCAGUCUGGACCCAGAGCCUCCUCAGAUUAAAAAUGAACAGGAGGAGCCUUGCAUAAGCCAGGACCGAGAUCAGCUUGAACCAGAGCAGGAUACUGAGAACUACAAGUUUACUGUUACUAGUGAAGAAAGCAAGAACUCUAAACCAGAAGUUCCUCACCACUCUAAUAAUGUUUAUUUUCAAGAUUCAAAGAAAGACAAGCACGAACAGUCAGAAACCAAACAGAAGGAAAAAGUUGAUGAAACAAGUCAAUCCACUUCAUCAGGUGAAUUUUUGGUUAUUUUGUCAAGAUUAUCAGGGGUUCCCUCUGAUCCUCAGCAAGGUGAAAAGACUUUUAAAUGUGACACAUGUGUGGAAGUCUUUAGGUAUAAGUCAGAGUUAGAGACUCAUCUGCGUGUCCAUAAAGGUAUGAAGACACAUACCUGCAAAAUCUGUGGGAAAGUUUUUGGUUACAAGUCUUUACUCACCAUUCACAGUCGGACACACUCAGGGGAGAAACCAUAUUCUUGUAAAACAUGUUCAAAACGCUUUCGACUCAGCAGGACACUGGUAAUCCACCUGAGAACACAUACAGGUGAAAAGCCUUACUCCUGCAGCACCUGUGGGGAUAGAUUCUCUCGAUUGUCACAUUUGAAAAGGCACAGUCGGAUCCAUACAGGUAAGAAGCCUUUUACCUGCAGAGCAUGUGGGAAAUCUUUCAGAGAGAAAAGCUUCCUGUCACUCCACAUGAGGACACACACAGGUGUGAAGCCACAUACCUGCAAAACAUGUUUAAAAUCCUUCAGAUUUAGUAAGACAUUAGCUGUACACAUAAAAACACACACAGGUGAAAAACCGUACCCCUGCAGCAUCUGUGGGAAAAGAUUCAAACAGAACUCACAUCUAAAAAGGCACCGUCUGAUUCACACAGAUGAGAGGCCUUUUACCUGCACAAAAUGCAACAAAUCCUUCAGACAGAAAACUGUCCUGACAGAGCACAUGAAGACACACUCAGGUAAGGGGUUAUUUUCAUGCACUAUAUGUGGAAAAAAGUUUAUGUCAAGCUACACACUCAAAGUGCACUUUAGGAUACACACAGGGGAAAGGCCUUACCCCUGUAGCAUAUGUGAGAAAAGUUUCAUUCGCAACUCAGAGUUAAAAACGCACCUUCGGAUCCAUGGAGAUGAGAAACCGUUUAACUGUGAACUCUGUGAGAAAACUUUCAAAUUCAAAGGUGCGCUGAAAGAGCAUAGAAAGACUCACACCAAGGAGAAAACACACACCUGCACCCUCUGCCAGAAAUCGUUUCAGCGAGGUUCAGAUUUGAAUAUACACGUUCGGAUUCAUACAGGUGAAAGGCCAUAUAUCUGUAACAUAUGUGGCAGUUCUUUCAAAUCUAGCAGUGAACGGGGUCGACACAUCAAGAAAGUCCACAUAUGUGAGAGGCCACACUCCUGCAGCACCUGUGGAAAAAGAUUCUUUGAGAGGACUGUGCUGAAAAGACAUAUGAAAAAGCACACAGCUCAAAGCCAUACACCUGCUGCACCCAUGGAAGACCAUUCAGUAGGAGGUAACAGCGCCUGAUUAGAAAUCAUGCUCCAGGUCUCUGGGGGUUAGGUGAUAAUUAACAGUCCACAUAAGAAGAGCUCAUAUAGUUAGGAGACUUUACCUUUGCAGCAUCUUCUGGGAAAUGCACCGUUAUAUAUCUGAGUUUGUGGGUCAUUUGACACCAAUUGCUGAAAGUCACUGUGCAUGUAGAUAUUAAUGAUAUUAAUGUUCAAAUGAGAGCUGCACCUAAAGAGGGCAAAGUUGGCUGGCCAAUUGAACAGUACAAACCACAGUCUGCAAACCAGCUUCUGGUAGUUUUUUAAAAAUAUGACUGGACAUUUUGCCCUCAGUGGAGAGCAGGGAUACAUAGCUGGGUAAAGGCGUCCAUAUAUAUCCAGAAAAUAUGAAAACUUCAUUUUUUAUAUUAAAAAAAUUGUUUCCAGGAAAUUCAAACCCUUGGAGCUGCACCUGUAUGUAAAUAUUAGGGGGAUGAUGUUAAGCUGCAUCUUGACAGGGGAUUUACAUUUCAUGGAUGCAGUUUAAUUUUAACAGUGUUUGCAGCUAUUUUUACUUUUCUGUGCAUGUAUCAAAGAUGUUAAGUCUUGACCAUUGCUAUUCACUUUUAACAGUCAAGAAUUUUUUAGAUUAGUUUAUCUUGAUAAAAUUACCUUAUAUUGUUUGAUGAUGAAGGUCUGACAUGAACUACACAGAAUGAAGACAAUGUACCACAUGCAUCUGCCUGUACAGAUAAAGGUGAUAAAGCUGCUGCUUUUGGUUAUUUUGUUGUUUGAACUGCGACAUGUCAGUGCUGUAGGAAAUCCUGUCCACUCUGUCAAUUUUCUGUGUAUACACAAUAUCUGAUUAAAAAAACAUUUACUAGUACACUAAAAAUAAAAAAGGUAUUUUUUUUAAUAACAAA
Messenger RNA from Xyrichtys novacula (pearly razorfish), 6094 nucleotides. The record is from the annotation of a GenBank genome assembly. Lineage: Eukaryota; Metazoa; Chordata; Actinopteri; Labriformes; Labridae.